This is a messenger RNA of Thrips palmi, 4355 nucleotides long. RefSeq names its product octopamine receptor beta-2R (gene Octbeta2R). The record is from RefSeq and is a predicted model, not a curated record. Gene Ontology annotation, biological process: adenylate cyclase-activating adrenergic receptor signaling pathway. The transcript is spliced from 4 exons. The coding region runs from base 128 to 1597 and encodes 489 amino acids. Gene Ontology annotation, cellular component: membrane. Lineage: Eukaryota; Metazoa; Arthropoda; Insecta; Thysanoptera; Thripidae. Gene Ontology annotation, molecular function: octopamine receptor activity.
GUCGCCAACGCGCUCAGUCGGCCGUCAUCCCCCGGCGUUGUAUGGCGCUGCACCGCCAGCCCCGGCCAUGACGCGGCGCUAUGAGUCCCGGGACUAGCCCACUCCCCGCCGCGAGCAAGAGUAUGGGAUGUCGCCGCACGGCAGCAACGUACUCGUCGACAACCACGACGCCCUGUCCGCGGUCUUGGCCGCGGCGCUGUCGGCCGGCGGCACGCUGCCGGUACCCGGUUCCGGUGCGGCACUGCCGCCGCCGGCCGGGACCGCCACCACCCUCCCCGACGCCGGCGGCUUGACGCUGGCUGUGGCGGCCACCGCUUCAUCCCUGCUGCAGCGGCUGGGCAACGCCACGCACUACAACGACUCGGCGGGUGGCGCCACGGCCGUGGCCCUCGACGAGGAUGCCGCCGCUCCCGCCGACGAGGAAUGGGCCGACACGCUCGGCCUCGUCGUCAAGGUGGCCCUCAUGGGCUUCAUCAUCCUGGCCGCCAUCCUCGGCAACCUGCUCGUCAUCGUGUCGGUCAUGCGGCACCGCAAGCUGCGCGUCAUCACCAACUACUUCGUCGUGUCGCUCGCCUUCGCCGACAUGCUGGUGGCCAUGGUGGCCAUGACGUUCAACAUGAGCGUGCAGAUCACGGGCCGGUGGCUGUUCGGCUACUUCAUGUGCGACGUGUGGAACUCGCUGGACGUGUACUUCUCGACGGCGUCCAUCCUGCACCUGUGCUGCAUCUCGGUGGACCGCUACUACGCCAUCGUGAUGCCGCUCAAGUACCCGCGCAGCAUGACGAAGCGCGUGGUGGGCGUCAUGCUGCUCAACACGUGGCUGUCGCCCGCCAUCAUCAGCUUCGUGCCCAUCUUCCUGGGCUGGUACACCACGGAGGAGCACCAGGCCUUCCGGGACAUGCACCCGGACCGGUGCGAGUUCAAGGUGAACAAGCUGUACGCCAUCAUCUCGUCAUCCAUCUCCUUCUGGAUCCCCUGCACCAUCAUGAUCUUCACGUACCUGGCCAUCUUCAAGGAGGCCAACCGGCAGGAGAAGCAGAUGCACAACCGCAUGGGCAACGCCAUGAUGAUGUCGACGAACCACGGCGCCACCAACGGCGACGCGCUGUCGUCGUCGGGCGGCUCCAACAAGGCCCUCACGCUGCACGAGCAGGCGCAGAGUACGCCCACCAAGGACCGGCAGAUCAUCAAGAUGAAGCGGGAGCACAAGGCCGCCAAGACGCUGGGCAUCAUCAUGGGCAUCUUCAUCCUGUGCUGGCUGCCCUUCUUCCUGUGGUACGUCAUCACGACGCUGUGCGGGGACGCGUGCUACUGCCCGGACGUGGUGGUGGCGCUGCUCUUCUGGAUCGGCUACUUCAACUCGACGCUGAACCCGCUCAUCUACGCCUACUUCAACCGGGACUUCCGGGAGGCGUUCAAGAACACGCUGCAGUGCGCCUUCUGCUCGCUGUGCCGGCGGCCGCCGUCCGACCUGGACGCGCUGGACAUGCGGCGGCCGUCGCUGCGCUUCGACGACCGCACCAAGAGCGUGUACUCGGAGACGUACCUGCGGCACAUCGACCGGAGACGCUCCUCAGAGUUCGGCAGCAGUCUGUGACGACCCCCGACGGCCCCACCGGGCCCCGCCUACUCCGCGCCAGGCAGCGCCCCGGCCAGUGGCUCGGGUAGCUCCCCGGACAGCGACCCCAGCAUGUGCGCCACCUGGACGUGAACGUGAACCUGGACGCGAACCCGGAGGUGAACCUGGAGGUGAACCUGGACGCAAUCGGGAGUGAGCGGGCGAGGUGCGGGCCGCCCUCGAGUGAAUCAAAAAUGAAACCCAUGUACCUAAAAACUACUUAAGGACAGAGAGAGUGCAGUAGUGUUCAUGUCCUCCACCCCCGCCUCGAUAUUUUAGUGCGAGCGCAAUACUACAGAGUGCUUGGAGACUGUUUAAUUUAGAUUGCGUAUGUUUUUAUUUUUCAAUUCGAUUGUUCGUUCGUCUUGUACCUUCACAAAAUGCAGCACAAGGAAAGAUACCCAAGUCUCCCGGGCCAGAUUGAUGAUAUUUUUGUACAUAUUUCAUAUUUAUAUAAAUAAUAAUAUUAAUAAUAAUUAUAUCAUUCAUUUUUUUAUACCAAUGAUUCAUUUCAUUAUGUUCGUGCUACCCAUAUUGUGAUACUUGCUAGUAUUCUCACGUGUACAUAUGUACAGUGUAAUGUUAGAUACGAUGUAAAAAAAUAAUAAUAAUUUGUACAGAUCAAGAGAUAAAAAGCAUUUUAUUUUAUUAAAUGGAUUUUUGAAGUCUAACUCGUGACCUUGGCGUGCUCCCUCCCCGACGGUGGACGCUCCGCGAACAGCAGGAGGGGGCACGCCGGGGCAGGCUUAACGCGCGGACCUGGCCGCACCUUCCUUUCACCUCAACAAUGCGGCGCAAUUCGCCAGAAUUGAUCUCAUUGGCCGCUCCUUUGCUAUACCGAGCGCUUCAACGCUAGCGCGCUGGCGGCCAGGUCCCCCCGUUCGGUUGUCCUCUGCGACCGCUUCCUCUCGUGACGCCACUAGUUGGUUCCAAGUUUAGUGACAAUCUAGAAAUGAAACCUUAUAUUUUCUAGGGCGUAGUAAACUUCUCACUUCUAUCAUAGUCUUGAAUUGUCUUGCUAGCUCGGCCCAAUGUGUUUUUAUGGUCCUGUGUUGUGACAAAAUGGUCUGCGUACAAAAUUAAAUGAGAGGAGGUAAUCAUCUAUGAUGGGUCCAUAACUGCCUCGGCUGUAAGCUACUAAUCUAUGCAUCCGUGCUCAAAUAUUUUUCUAAGUGUCAGUAUUCAAAAUGCAAUAAUUGUUUCCUGUAACAUCAAAUAUGAGUCUGUCUGCAGUAUGUUUACAUAUGCGUUCUUCUUCCCUCCUAUUUCCUUUCCGACUCCUCCUACCUGCUAAAAUCUUAUAAAUGUUAUAUGAGUAAUGUUGUUUACGGUAAAUCCCCUGCAGUUUCCUUAAUUAUUUCUAUUUAGGAAGGAGAGGAUGAUGGAGAGUAGACCUUCCUAGUUACCCCGUUUGUGUCGAAAGGAAUCUGCUUUAGGUGGACGUUGAACAGCAAUACGUAAUUAAAUUAUGUUUGUGUAGUAACUGUUCAGUACUGCUUUCCCUUGGGUAUCAAAGUAUGUUGACCGAAUAUUAUCCUCUUCAGUCGUGUACCGAGAGCUAGCUUGUUUCUGAGCACUGAAGGCUUUGAAAUAUGGUAAAAGUAACCAUGUUAUGCUCAAGGGGAGUAACCAAUAGAUACAAAAUAAUUGUAUUCCUCAAGGAGUCAAUACUGCUCAGCUAAAUUACCAAAAUCAAACAAUGGUGCUAUUAUUUAUAGACGUUAGACUAGGAAAAUUAAGUGUAAGUCUACUGAUAUUUUCUGUAUUUUCUGUCCUCAGUGGUCAUUUUAGCACGUUGUGUAGAAAAUGAGUUGAAAUAUUUUUUGAUAGUUGCAUCACCUAUACAAUUCAUGUCACGGAGACUACUGAGAAAAUACCUCAUGGCUAAGCAUUCCAUAAAAUGCAAAGUUCUUGUGGAUCUCGUGUUUUUAAUGACCUAUAGAGUUCAGUUAACUUUCGGCGAGUUUCGUGUGAAAAAUAGCUUUGCAUAAGUAGAACACUUCGAUAAAGCAAGAGUACUGCUAUUUGCUGAGCAGUGCCGGUGAAGUUCAUAUCUUUUUUUUUUUACAGACAAAUAUUGUAAAUUAAUUUUCUUCAGGAAAUCAUAUCUGAAUUACCUAGGAAUCUGUGGCUAUGGCCGUUUCUCAGUACACACUGCAUUACUGAUCCAUCAAUGACAAGUGUAUAAUUCGUCAUUCAUCAUCCCAUUUUUUUGUACAAAAGCAGAUUUUUUUAAAACUUGAGAUUAGAAGUUUGUAUUUCAUUAGAGAAAAAUAAGAAUACGGGUAAAAUCUCUCAAAUCGAAUGAGCACGACCCUGGUUCUAACUUCUUGAUUAGUGACGAAAAAUAAGCUAGCCGUCGGUACGAAAUCUCCUUGUUUCCUCUGUGUCCCAGUCCAAUCCGACCUUCCAGACUCAUGUGGUUCAGCAGGAACAAAGCAAUCUGUACAAUACUUUUCGGCUUUGCAUAGUAUUUGAGCUUUGUCCCAAGGGCAAUGUGACACGUACGUUCCGAGCGUUUGAAAAAGACAUUAAUGUGAAAGUAAACUUUAUUAUAAAUUGUGAGCCGAAAUCAAACGAAUGUGGGAAGUAAGCUUUGAGUGUGAUGUAUGGUGGUUGUCUCAGUGGGGACUAGUUGUCUGGAUCAACCUUUAAAUCCUCUGGCUAGACUUAAAUGUUGACGACUCUGUUCAAUGUUGAAUCUGCAGUGAACAUUAAAGAUAGUUGGAAAAUUUUA